GACAGAGCUGAGUUAUAAAACGCAGCUGUCUGUACUCCGGAGACACUUAACCAAUAUGUUUUCAUGGGGAGAGGACCCUCAGCAGGGUUUCCGGUUGAGAGAUGGUUCAAAUAUCUCAACAGGGGAUGGGGUUCACUUUUUAAACCUCAGUUUUCACAUCACUGACCUGUCAGCUGGUAACAGCGUGAUCGCCUUCAACAAAAGUAAUGGAGAUGCAUCCACCAUUCGCACUCAUGAGAGCAAAGAUGGAAGAAGAGUCAGAGGAAAACAGAAGUUUGUGAAGUGUAAGGAGAAGAUCAAGGCAGUGAGUUGUGGUGAUGAUAUGGUCACACUGCUGUCUGAGAGAGGACAAGUUCUCUGUGUGGACACGACUCUCAUUCCAAGGCCCCUGAAAGCUUUGUGUAGCAUAGCAGUUUCUCAGGUUGCUUGUGGGAGCCAGCAUUCAGUCGCCCUGACCACAGAUGGUCAGGUGUAUACAUGGGGCCAAGGCUCCAGGGGCCAGCUGGGUCUGGGGAAGUGUAAGCCCGACACCAAUUCUCCCCAAAACCUCCGAUCUCUGUCGGCGAUCCCCCUGGUCCAGGUGGCUGCAGGGGGAGAGCAGAGCUUCGCCCUCUCUGUCUCCGGAGCUGUGUUCGGCUGGGGCAGAAAUGAGUGUGGACAGCUCGGGCUGGGAGACACAACGGACAGACGUACUCCGACUCCUGUCCAUUACCUGAACAUGAAGAAAACGGUUCACGUUUCCUGUGGAAAGGACCACACUGCAGUGUUGACAAAGGAUGGUGCAGUGUUUACAUUUGGUUCUGGUAAAUACGGACAGCUUGGGCACAACUCAUUCAGCGAUGAACUACGACCUCGGCUUGUUGCAGAGCUCUGGGGGACAAAGGUCAUCAAGACUGCUUGUGGACGACAUCACACAUUAGUGUUGACCGACUCCAAGAGGGUCUACUCCUUUGGGUGUGGAGAGCAGGGGCAGCUGGGACAUGGAGAGGAGAGUCAUCCGUCAGUGCCGCUACCUGUUCAACUGCCACAGGACACCAUUAAUGGUUCUAUGAUUAGAAACAUCUACGCAGGAGGAAACUGUUCGUUUGCAACGUGCGCGCCUGUUCAGGAAGCUCAUGAAGAGUCAAACACUGACCCAGUAACCCAGGAUUCAAUUGAUGACAUGAUUGACAAAUGGGUCUCUAAAUGUGAUCCAACAUCAUGGAAAAAGACAAAACAGGAAAUCCACAGGACCUUUUCCUCUGCAUCCUGUAUGAAUCAAACCUUCCUUGACCAAAGCAAAGAUAAACAUUUCCAGACCUCACCAAAGUACUCUGGCUUGAACUUGUCACUUGUGCAACGUGCUUUCGAGAAACUGGGGAAGAACGAUGAUGUUUUGACAAAGGUUGAAGCUGCUGUCCUGCACUUGCUUCCUUCACUUGAUAAGAAGCCAGUGGGCGUGGAGGGAUUGAGAAUCUUCCUGCUUCUCAAUGAUCUCCUGCACGUGAUCCAGAGACAUAAACUGCGAUCGAGCACAAACCUCGCUGAGGCGGUCGCUGCUGCCAUACAAAGACUCUCUGCUGAAAGUCUCCAGGUCAUAGUGGACUGGUGGGCCUCACAGCCAUCCUCCACCAUGGUGAAACAUGUCAAGGUGUGGAAGCAGGCCCUCUCAGUGAUCCUGUCCUAUCAGCCUGUUCCUCGCAACUCAGGAGUCAGAAACCUGCUGCGAGUCCUCCAGUAUAUGUACAACGCCAACAGCAGAAUUGCAGGACGUAAGAGACUCCCAGAAAAAACGUUUGGUUUGGAGGUCGGCCAACAAUUUCUUCAAGAAGAUCUGCAGCUUUGGCGUUCCAUGUCAAAAAUCAAGCCACUUAUCAUUUGCAACUUCCCAUUUGUGAUGAAUCUGAAAUCGAAGAAAAUGGCGUUUGACAUGAAUGCUACAUGCACUAUGAAAGAACAACAGGCAAAGAUGAAUUGGUGUUUGGGAUGGGCUUUUGAGCCAAAUCAAUUUUUUGAACUGAAGCUGAAGCGAGCGUCACUUUUGGAAGGCACCUUCGAACAACUGGCUGCUGCUCAACACAGUGCCUUCAAGAAGCCACUUGUGGUCUAUUUUGAUGAGGACCCAAAGAUCACAGAUGUCUACAAAAGAGACCUUUUUCACCACUUGUUUCAUGAAAUGGUGUCAACUAAAUCUGAGAUGUUCACGUUCAACACCCCCAAAAGGCUGGCAUGGUUUUCCUCCACAGCGACAGAGCAGGACAAGACAAACUCCUUCCUGUUUGGGUUUCUGUGUGGAUUGGCCUUGUACAACCAGUGCAUCAUACACUUACCAUUCCCGCUGGCUCUGUUCAAGAAGCUGCUGGAUGUAGAGCCGACACUGGAGGAUAUGAUGGAAUUCAACCCAAGUGUUGGAAAGAUUCUGCAGUAUGUCUUGGACUAUGAAGAUGACGAAGAAGACCUGCACAUGAGUUUUUUGAUUAACUGGGAUGGGAUAGAUGUUGACCUUGAUCCCCAAAAUCCUGAAAAGCCAGUGACAGGUCAAAAUAAGAAGGCGUUUGUGGAUGCCUACGUGAGUCAUGCCUUCAACACAUCAGUGGAGGGUGUGUUUCAGGAGUUCAAGCGGGGCUUCUUCCAGGUGUGUGACCAGGAUUUGGUGAAGCAGUUUCGGCCAGAGGAGCUGCAGGGAGUGCUGGUGGGCCAAGAUGUCUAUGACUGGGAAAAACUGAAAAAGAACACAGUGUGGGAAUGUAGUCUUGGCUUCCGCACCAUGCCUAUGUUUUGGGAGGUUUUUGAUGAACUGACUGAAGACCAGAGGAAAGAUUUCCUUCGGUUCCUGACUGGUUUUAGGAGGGCUCCUAUUCUUGGCAUGGACCAGGUCCAGAUGAAGGUUCAACUUAAGCAACUCCAGAGCGGUCAGCACUACGAUCAGCUCUUCCCUGAGUCUUUGACAUGUCACUCUAUUCUGUACCUGCCCUUAUACUCAUCUAAGCAGAUCAUGCGAGACAGGCUGACAAAUGCCCUGAUGAAAGAGAGAGGAUUCUUGAUGUGAUUCACAGCUGCAGGACAGGAGCGUACACUGUAUCUGUGCUGGGAACAGGUGGCCCUGGUUUUUAUUUUAUCACCUUUCCUGUGCUACCUCAGAAUUAAAACAAAGUCACUGCAUGCAUGCACUUGACUUUACAUUGUAAGAGUGUACUUUAAAAAGUGUGACCAAAGAGUUGCAUUUGCAGCCAUUCUUCCUUAGCAACACUACGGUGUGGCAGAAUAACAGAAGGCACUUUACAAUUUAAUGUGUUAUUAUUUCUUAUAAAACAUGCAAUAUUUUAACUGAUUAUUUUUAGCUAUUUAUGUUUACAUCAUGAGUUUUACAUCUCAUCUCAAACAAAGUCUAAUUUUUAAGUGAUCUAUUCUUUUCUCAGAGAAAGUUAAAAUAAAGUAAAAGUAGUUUAUUUGCCAGUUUGUUGGAUACACCUUACUAAAUGUAAUACAACACUAUAAUAAAUGUUAUCUUUGUGAAGAUUAAUAAUGUUCUGGCUGAUUAUGUUUCAGUGAGGUGUCAGUUAAACUGUCUCGUAAAUUCAUUUGUGUUUCCAGUUUUUGGUUUUGUUAAAUUGCAAAUAUAUAGAGAGUAAAUUGAGUUGAAAAAAAAAAGUACGGGUCUUAUAUUAUUAUUAUUAUUAUUAUUAUUAUUAUUAUUAUUAUUAUUAUUAAUAAUAAUAUUCAAUGUUUUUGGAAAUUUAAGUUGCACUUCAUUCCUGCAGGGGACCAUUGUUUUGUUGUUAUAUUUUGUUUGUACCUCAUAUCAUGGUCCAUAAACAACAUGAACCCUAAAACAUACAAUUUUCUCAUGUGAAACUUGAAUUUGAAAAUGUCUGAAUAAAAUAUGUUUGUAUUACUCUAUUACUAUUACUCUAAUUUGUGAGAAAUCUGCAAGGUGUGCCUUGGGCUUCCAUUGCCUGCAUCAGUUUGAAGGUUUUUCUUUAGACCAGUUUUCAAACUGUUCAUACUGUGUAAAAGAACAGUGUUCAAGUCAGUUAAACGGUAUAAAAAGGUACAAGUAAAAUAUAUUUUUUAGUGGUGUACUUCAUUUUAUUUUAGUUAAUGUAUGACCUGUGAACAAGUGGGCAUUUUUUUAAAUAAACUCAUUUAAGUGUAA
Messenger RNA from Cottoperca gobio, 4135 nucleotides. RefSeq names its product probable E3 ubiquitin-protein ligase HERC3. The transcript has 23 exons. Lineage: Eukaryota; Metazoa; Chordata; Actinopteri; Perciformes; Bovichtidae. Gene Ontology annotation, molecular function: ubiquitin protein ligase activity. Bases 56 to 3028 code for a protein of 990 amino acids. Gene Ontology annotation, biological process: protein ubiquitination; ubiquitin-dependent protein catabolic process. Gene Ontology annotation, cellular component: cytoplasm. The record is from RefSeq and is a predicted model, not a curated record.